This is a messenger RNA of Abrus precatorius (Indian licorice), 934 nucleotides long. RefSeq names its product putative HVA22-like protein g. The record is from RefSeq and is a predicted model, not a curated record. Bases 116 to 934 code for a protein of 272 amino acids. The transcript has 7 exons. NCBI's taxonomy places the organism in Eukaryota, Viridiplantae, Streptophyta, Magnoliopsida, Fabales, Fabaceae.
GUUUUGGGGCACCCCAAUUCCCUGACCACGGUUUGAACUUUGGGUGCCUCUGAAUCGUUCUACUUCGAUCCUUGAAAAAUAAAAGAGUUUUGUGUUGUUGAGAUAGUGGUUGAAAAUGCUAGGGGAUUUCAUUAAUCGGUGCCUUAUACUCAUCCUGGGGUAUGCAUACCCUGGAUUCGAAUGCUAUAAAACUGUGGAGAAAAAUAGGGUCGAUAUUGAGGAACUUCGCUUCUGGUGUAAAUACUGGAUCAUUGUGGCACUUUUCACUGUACUGGAAAAGUUUACAGAUAUAUUUAUUGGAUGGCUGCCAAUGUAUGGAGAGAUGAAGAUUGUGCUUUUUGUCUACUUGUGGUAUCCCAAAACUAGGGGAUCGGGAUAUGUUUAUGAGACUGUGUUGAGGCCUUACGUAUCAAGGCAUGAAAACGACAUUGACAGGAAAAUACUAGAGUGGAAGGCUAGAUCAUGGGAUAUAAUCAUAUUCUAUUGGCAAUACUGCGCAAAAUUUGGCCAUUCUGCAUUUAUUCAGGCUCUUCAGCACUUGGCUUCUCAAUCUACAAGACUUUCCUCCAACCCCACUCCUCCGAAAAACGAAGUGCAGGAUCAAAGUGGCGCACAAGUGGCUUCAACGCAAACGCAAACACAAACACAAACGUCGUUGAUGAAGCAAAGCAGUUCCCUGAGCAAAAGCAAGAAGUGGCCUCCAAGCCCUCCAUCAUCCCCAAGCAUAGCCACAAUCCACCGCAAGAUCUCAGAGACACAAAAGUCCCAAACCGAAGAGGAAGAGGCAUGGGAACCCGAACCUGUCACAAUAGACGGUGAAGCUGUGAGCGUGAGGGAAAGAAUCAACAGCGCGCGUGCGAGGCUCAGGCGGAUAGACACACAAAACCCUCGAUCCCCUCGAUCCCCUCGAACCCCUCAGCAUGUUCAACAGUAA